UGUGUGUGUGUAUGACAGAGGAAAGGGGAAGUGGUACAGUUAAAAGAGUCCUCCUCCAUCUGCAGCUCUGCAGAACGCAACACCCACCUCGCAACAGCGACCACAGGGGGAGAGGACGGCCAAACUAACGACAAGAGACAAUGACAAGACGACAGGAGAGGUGAACACAGACGGAGACAAAUCAACAAGGAGCAAGAAGAACAGAACGACAGACCUGAAGAAGAGGAGAACAAGAAGGUGGUGGUGUUACGGUUGAGAUGGAGCUGUGGCGCCACUGUGCCGUGUGGCUGAUAGAGUGCAGGGUGCUCCCUGAGAGUCACAGGGUAACGUGGGACAGUGCUCAGGUGUGUGAGUUAGCCCAAGCUCUGAGGGAUGGAGUCCUGCUCUGUCAGCUGCUGAACAACUUACUACCCCACGCCAUCAACCUCCGAGAGAUCAACCUCCGACCCCAGAUGUCCCAGUUCCUGUGUCUGAAGAACAUCCGUACGUUCCUGGGGGUGUGCCAGGAGAAGUUUCACCUGAGGAAGACUGAACUGUUUGAAGCCUUCGACCUGUUUGAUGUCAGAGACUUCGGCAAGGUGAUAGACACCUUGUCCAUUCUAUCCCACUCACCCAUCUCCGUCCGGAAGGGUUUCCAGUCUUUCCCAAUAGAAGGCUGUAUUACCGAUGAUGAUAUCUACAACGGUCUCUCUGACCAGAUUGAUGAAACAGUGGACGAGGAUGAUGAUCUUUAUGACUGUGUGGAGGAUGAGGAGAAUGAGGGGGAUGAGAUAUAUGAAGACCUGAUGAGGGCCGAUGAGCCAUCGGAGACGCAGCAGAAGAUGGAGGUGGAUAAGAGAGAAUGCUGCCUGCAGGAGAUCAGACAGACAGAGGAGAAAUACACUGACACACUGGAGUCCAUAUUACAGCACUUUAUGAAGCCCCUCCAGAAGUUCCUUCAGCCUCACGACAUAGAGAGCAUCUUCAUCAACACGGCGGAUCUGGCUGUAACCCAUCGUAGUCUGCUGGGGGAGAUCCAGACCUCUAUCUUAACCCUGAAGGCCGAGAACCUUUACCAGGUCUUCAUCAACUAUAAAGAGAGGUUGUUGCCGUAUGGGCGGUACUGCAGUCAGGUGGAAGCAGCUACUAAACACCUGGACAAGAUGUCCGCCAUGAAGGAAGGAGUCAGAAUGAAACUAGAGGAGUGCUCUAAGAGGGCUAACAGUGGCAGGUUUUCUCUGCGUGAUCUACUCAUGGUUCCCAUACAGAGAGUCCUCAAAUACCACCUACUGCUCCAGGAGCUGGUGAAACACACCUCUAGCACUACAGAGAAAGAAAACCUUCGGACAGCUCUAGACGCCAUGAGAGACCUGGCUCAGUGUGUGAACGAGGUAAAGAGAGACAAUGAGAUCAUCAAACAGAUCACCACCUUCCAGUUGUCUAUAGAGAACAUGACUCAGUCUCUGGCUCUGUACGGACGACCCAAGAUAGAUGGAGAACUGAAGAUCAGCUCCUCAGAGAAGAAGUCCAAACAGGACAGGUAUGCGUUCCUGUUUGACAAGGCCAUGCUGGUGUGUAAGAAGAAGAGUGGAGAGACGAUGGAACUGAAGGAGAUUAUAGACCUGCAGUACUUCCAGCUACGAGACGAGACCACCGGGGAUAAGGACAGCAAGAAGUGGUCCCAUUUUUUCCUGCUUAUAGACUGUUAUGGGAAGUCAGGAUACGACCUGUUCUUCAAGACCAGAGAUCUCAAGAAGAAAUGGCUGGAGCAGUUUGAGAUGGCCCUGUCCAACAUGUGUCCAGAGAACUGUACUGCCAACAAUCAUGACUUCCAGAUGCACUGCUUUGAAGAUACCACCUCCUGCAAGGCCUGCUGUAUGCUUCUCAGGGGGAUAUUCUUCCAGGGGUAUCGUUGUAGUCGUUGCAGAAUGGCCGCUCAUAAAGAAUGUCUGGGAAGAGUACCAGGCUGCGGACGCAACGCAGACCACUCAGGGACCGUGAAGAAGAAUAAGAAGUCAGCUUCUCACAGACAAGCCAGUCCAGGCCUUCCUAAAAUGGAGGUGUGUCAGGAGUACUAUGGUUUGCCUCCGCCCCCUGUAGCGUUCGGCCAACCACUGCACCUCUCCAUGGGUGAUGUCAUCGAACUGACAAGAGCCGAGGCCAACCUAACGUGGUGGGAGGGCAAGAACGUGACGAUUGGUCAGAUGGGUUGGUUCCCCUGCAGUAAGGUCCAGCCCUUCAUCUCUAGACCAACUCCUGACCUAUCCGACUUCCUAUGGUUUGCGGGGAACAUGGACCGGUCAGCGGCGAAGAACCUCCUGAUUUCACGGUCAGACGGAACGUUUCUGGUCCGCCAGAAAGACGGAGGAGAGUUCGCAAUCAGCCUCAAGUUUAACAUGGACAUCAGACACAUCAAGAUCACGUCAACAGAAGGCCUCUACCGCAUCAACGAGAAGAAAGCAUUCAAAGGAUUAAUUGAGAUGGUUCAGUUCUACCAGCAACAUUCACUAAAGGAGUAUUUUAAAGAUGUGGACACCACACUCCAGACCCCCUUCAACCAGCCUGAACAGAGUGACACACCCUUCAACACACCCUCCCCAGGUACACAAACACACACCACCCUCCAGACUCCCUUCAACCAGCCUGAACAGAGUGACACACCCUUCAACACACCCUCCCCAGGUACACAAACACACACCACCCUCCAGACUCCCUUCAACCAGCCUGAACAGAGUGACACACCCUUCAACACACCCUCCCCAGGUACACAAACACACACCACCCUCCAGACUCCCUUCAACCAGCCUGAACAGAGUGACACACCCUUCAACACACCCUCCCCAGGUGGAAGUAUGCGUUCGUUCGGCACAGCUAGGGCCAGGUAUGACUUCUCAGCCAGAGACCGUACAGAGCUGUCUCUGAGAGAAGGAGACACAGUCAAGGUCCUGUCUAAGAAGGCUCACAAUGGAUGGUGGAAAGGAGAGGUCUAUGGACGGGUUGGUCUGUUCCCAGCUAACUAUGUAGAAGAGGAUUACUCUGACUACUGCUGAUGUUGCCUCACAUCUCCACUUGUGUGACUAUUGCUGAUGUCGCCUCACUGUCACACCUUCACCUGUGUGUGAAAGAGACAAUGUGUCCCAAUUCAAUCCCUUCCCCUUCCCUUGGCCCUAACCAGUGCAGUCAAAAAUGUGAUUUCACUGUUUGUUUUUUCAACAUUAUUUUCACACUAUGAGUUCAAAAUAACACUCUGAAAUUGUGAAAAAAUAUUAUAAUGUCCUUGUAGGUUUUUGAAAAACAAUGCUUCAGCCUGUUCAGGUGGGAUGGAGAUUUUGGCCCACAGCAUGACAUCACAAUCUGAUCCGAUUUUUCUGACCAAUGACCAGUCAUCUUUUUGCAUAUGUAUCCCCCUACUUUUAAGGGGUAAGCAGGGUAGGCUCUAGUGCAGGGAUGGGCAACUCCAGCCCCACUUUUCCCUAGCAAACACAGCUGAUUAAACUGACUGUAUUCUGAACUGAAGAUCAUUACUGGAGUCAGGUGUAUUAGCUGGGGCUGAAGUGUAACACCAAUCAGGCCCCUGAGGACUGGAGCUGCCCAUCCCUGCCCUAGAGUCUAGACAAUCCUAUCCGCCAAUCAGGGCUGUGUAUGUAAAUAUAUUAAAAUUUCUAUCAACACGCCGACACGAUCAGACUGAGCAUUCCAAUGGCAAAAGGAGGCUCAGGGAAAUAAAUGAGAAAACAUUUAUUUUAAGUUAUUUUCAUGAAAUAAACACAGUGAUUUAUUAGACAUCCAGUGAUGAUUUAAAAUAACAAUGUAAAAGACUGCGUGGAGGCGUUAAAUGUUUGCCUAGAUCUGCAAGAUAGAGGCAAUAUGGUGGAAGCGUUACCACUACCAUAGAGAAUGAUAGAGGCCUCUAGUGGCCAAAAGGUUGUAUUAGCAUGGGGCAACACCAUUGAGGGCUUCCACCAUUUUAAUGUAGUCAACUGGCUGGGACUUCCAACUUCAUUGGCUGAUCCUUCCUGGUGACCUUGUUGGGCGUCAUGUGCAACCCGGGUCAUCAGGAGGUAUCAGCCAAUCGUGAAGAAAAUGGACUACUUCAAAAUGGCCUCAAUGGCACUGCCCAUGAUGUCACAGACGCCGUAGUGGGACGGAUGCAAUGAUGCGGCCUCUUUCCAUCUCUAUGACCCCCACUACACACAGAUACAGCCCCUUCAGACAUGUUAACAUCGAGGGACCCCUGGCUUCCUCCUAUGUGUAGAACUCAAUGCACUGAUUCAAUGUUUCUGCUGUGAAUAAAACCUCUGACUUA
This is a messenger RNA of Salmo salar (Atlantic salmon), 4285 nucleotides long. The record is from RefSeq and is a predicted model, not a curated record. NCBI's taxonomy places the organism in Eukaryota, Metazoa, Chordata, Actinopteri, Salmoniformes, Salmonidae.